UUAGCAGUAGGAUAACUAACAGAAUAACAAUUUUUUUAUGAAAAUUACUAUCGUUUUUCUAUUUUAAUCAGGAAAUCGUAUAUUUAAAAAAAUGUUUAAGCCCUAGACAGUUAAUUGCAGCGAAUAUACCAACAGGUAAUUAAAAAUACCUAAAUAAUAAUACUUUCUUGUGUUGUUCUAAGAUCUUACGUUUGAAAGAAUAAUAAGUACUAUGAAUAAGAAAAGAAAUGUGAGUUAUAUAAAACCUGAAGAUCCAGAAUUUCUCAAAGUAUUAAAAAGGCAAGCUGGGUAUGAUGACAAGAACCACAAGUUCGAUGAACUAAUGAAUGCUGAAGAUGAUUUUGUUGAUGAUGAAGACAGUGAACAGCCACAGGUGGUGGUGCUUAAAGAUGGCGACCUAACAGCAGAGGAAGCAGAGGCAGAGAGAAUUAGAAUAGAAAAAUUGGAAUCUGAAACAAAGGCAGAUUUAACUCAGCGUGUUGUGUUUAAGGCAAAAGGGAAGUCAGCUGAGUCUUCAACUUCAAAAAGGAAGCAUGAAACAAGCUCGAAAAUCAAAGAAAAGAAAAGUCGUCCAAUGUUGUCAUUUGAUGACAACGAGGAAGAUGAUGCUGAAGAUACUGAAACAUGAUGUUUAACUUUAUUAUUUAAGCCGUACAAUAAAAUAAAAAGUAUUGAUCACCAUAGAAAUAA
Messenger RNA from Helicoverpa armigera (cotton bollworm), 690 nucleotides. RefSeq lists its product as uncharacterized. The record is from RefSeq and is a predicted model, not a curated record. The transcript has a single exon. Lineage: Eukaryota; Metazoa; Arthropoda; Insecta; Lepidoptera; Noctuidae. Bases 212 to 628 code for a protein of 138 amino acids.